AUGUCGCCUUCCAAAGCGAAACCAGAGGAACCCGAGUUCCCACCUCAGCCGGUGAAUAUUCUCACAGACUAUCAUGUUUCCACUACAACACCAGAACCAUUCUACACUUCAUACACACCCAACACCCCAAUUGCCAUGGAUAUCGGAUCGUCGCAAUUCCGAAUAGGUCUCACCAACUCAUCUUCCCCGAAUAACGUGUUCCCCCUGGUUGUGUCCCGUUAUCGUGACCGUCGUGCCCAGGCCACGCUUACCUUGAUUGGUAACGAUGUCUAUGGCGACCCAGCCUUGAAAUCUACUAUAAAGACCCCGUUUGACGGUCCGUUGAUCACAAAUUGGGAUUACAUUGAAUAUAUGUUAGACUACUCUUUUGAGCACUUGGGUGUAGACAGUGACAAUGGAAGAGUCAACAAUCCCAUAAUCAUGACAGAACCAUUAGGUUGUCCUUUGAGUCAGAGACGAGGAAUGUACGAAUUGCUAUUUGAGGCAUACCGAGUUCCUAAAGUCGUGUUUGGAAUUGACGCCUUGUUUUCAUACUAUGCCAAUAAGGGGAAAGACGGGGUUGUCAUUGGUACCGGGCACGAACUGACGUAUGUGAUCCCCGUGGUUUCAGGCAAGGGUGUGAUGCUGCAAAGUAAACGUAUUGACUGGGGUGGUGACCAGUGUCAGAAUUUCCUUGGAAAAUUGCUUUCUUUGAAGUAUCCUUAUUUCCCUACCAAGUUGAACUCACACCAAACAACAAACUUGUUCAAGGAUUACUGUUAUGUAUCAGAGAAUUACCAGGAGGAGUUGAAACAUAUUCUCGAUAUGGAUGUUUUGGAACAAAAGGAUAUUGUCGUUCAAGUGCCAGUUGAAAUUGCUAGCAAUCCCGAACCUAAAAAGUCAGAAGAAGAAAUUGCAAAACAACAACAAAAGAGAAAGGAACAAGGUAAGAGGCUUCAAGAACAGGCCCAGCAGAAAAGACUCGAGAAACAAGCCCAAAAGAAGGAGGAAUGGGAGUACUACUCCAAAUUUAAAACGGAAAUGGUGAACUUAACUAAGGAGCAAAUUGAAGCUCGUCUCUCUGAGGAUGGGUUUGACGAUUUGGAUGAUUUCAACAAAUACAUGGUUUCGCUUGAAAAAUCCGUCAAAAGAGCCGACCACGAAGAACAAGAGGAUGAGUUUGAUGCCGGCAGUGCCUGGCCAUUGGUUGAUACCCCCGACGAUCAAUUAACCGACGAGCAAAUCAAGGAAAAGCGUAAACAAAAACUUCACAAGGCCAAUUAUGAAGCUCGAGAACGAACCAAGGAACUUAAACGACAAGAAGAAGAAGCUAAAGCUGCAUACGAAAAGGAACAACAAGAAUGGAGGGAACGUGACUUGGAUGAUUGGUGCACCACGAAACGAGUCCAGUUAGCCAGUGCUAUUAGCAAAUACAAGGAAAGACAAAAGCUUCUUGAGUCUUUUAAAGACAGGAAAUCUGCUGCUGCCCAACAAAGAAUGAAAAAUAUUGCUGAUUUGGCCAAUGAUGAAACUGGCCUGACAUCAGCUACCCAACGUAAACGUCGUAGAAAUGCCAAUGCCACCAUUGAUAAUGAUCCCAACGAUACGUUUGGUGCCAAUGAUGACGAUUGGAACUUGUACCGUGACAUAUCCAACACCAGUAUCGAAGAAGAAAUGACCAAUAUAAUGACGGAAAUAACCAAUCUCGAAGAUGAUCUUUUGAAGUAUGAUCCAAAUUUCCAUCAUGAAGAUACGUUUGCAGCUGCCACCACAUUUGAUUGGAGUAGUUCGGUGCUCCACAAAUUCAUUCAUGGACCUCGUCCAAACAUGACUAUUGCUAUGCAAGCUGAAGGACUUUCGCCUGAGGAAAUAGCCAGCCAUCCUGAAGUUAUCCGCAAGAAUCACCAAAUGCAUCUCAAUGUUGAAAGAAUCCGUGUUCCCGAAAUCCUUUUCCAACCCAACAUUGCCGGAUUGGAUCAAGCUGGGAUCAGUGAAAUUUGUUCUGGUUUGAUCAAUCGUAGAUUGGAAAGAGAAGCCGCAGAACGGGUAAUCAAGGAUGUAUUUAUUACUGGUGGGUUAGCCAAACUUCCCAACUUCCAAACUAGAGUAGAGAGAGAUUUCAGACUGUUUUUACCUGUGGGCACUCCAUUGAAGGUUAGAACCGCUAGAGAUCCAAUUUUGGAUGCUUGGCAUGGGAUGCAAAUGUGGGCUGAUAGCGAAGAAUGCAAGUCUGGCUAUAUCACCAAGAAGGAGUAUGAAGAGUAUGGUGCUGAAUAUAUCAAGGAGCACGGUUUGGGGAAUAUGUGCUUGAUGUAG
Molecule: messenger RNA, 2295 nt
Organism: Spathaspora passalidarum NRRL Y-27907
Lineage: Eukaryota; Fungi; Ascomycota; Pichiomycetes; Serinales; Debaryomycetaceae
Exons: 1
Coding region: 1-2295 (764 amino acids)
Biological process (GO): regulation of DNA-templated transcription
Cellular component (GO): cytoplasm; Ino80 complex
Source: RefSeq, a predicted model, not a curated record